This is a messenger RNA of Selaginella moellendorffii, 10695 nucleotides long. RefSeq lists its product as uncharacterized. Gene Ontology annotation, molecular function: DNA binding; histone binding; ATP-dependent chromatin remodeler activity. The transcript is spliced from 50 exons. Gene Ontology annotation, cellular component: nucleus. Lineage: Eukaryota; Viridiplantae; Streptophyta; Lycopodiopsida; Selaginellales; Selaginellaceae. Gene Ontology annotation, biological process: positive regulation of transcription by RNA polymerase II. The coding region runs from base 73 to 10353 and encodes 3426 amino acids. The record is from RefSeq and is a predicted model, not a curated record.
GCAUUAGGGUUCUUCAGCUCCAGCGAUGGACUAGCGGGUGCUGCUGCGAUUCUCGCCGCUCCCGCCGCUGGGAUGGCUGCGGCCUCUCAAGCUCAUGUAGAAUCGGAGGCUACCAAGUUUUUGCAGAAGGUUGGGCAGGAUCUCAAGGAUGAGCCACCGCGGCUGGCAUCUAAACUCUUCGCGAUCUGCCAGCAUAUGAAAAUGACUGGGAGGGAGCAAACUCUUCCAUUCCAAGUGAUAUCGAGAGCUCUCGAGAAGGUUUUGACAACGUAUAAUCUGGACCACAGCGUUUUGGGAUCAUCUUCUCGAGGUCCAUCAGCACCUGGUUCCAGCGGGUCUCAUGAAGCUGGGUUGAAGGAUGAUCAGCCGCGGCAGCUGGAAGAGAUGUCUCAUCCAUUUCUCGGACAUGACGCUGGGCGACGCUUCUCUUCGGAUCAAACUGUCGGAGCAGGAGCGUUUCCAGAUGCUGGGACACCAAACUCGCAGCAAAAGCGAAAGCUGCCCGCUGAUGAAGCAGCGGGAAUUUCUUUCGCGGCCAAAGGGCACGCUUUCAAAACACCACGGCUGGAUGACGCGAACGUCGUCAGCCCAGAGCACCACCUCUUACGAUUGAAACAGUUGCAAGCACAGCAGCAGCAGCAACAGCAGCAACAGCAGCAAGGCUUGGGAAGCUUGGACAUGUCAAAGGCAAUGUCCGCAGUGCGAAGAGCAAACUCUGGUGCUUCGCCGGAGUCUGGAAAGGCCGACUUGCAGUCUACAGGCUUUUCGGGAGGCGUUCCUACAGAAGGUGGCGAUGGCAUGUCAAGUCCACAGGGAAAUCGAGCAGGAGCAUUCAACUCGUAUUCGCCCAUACGUCCUUCGCAAGGAUCUUUCGGGCCUCUCGAUCCUCAGCAACAUAUUCACGAAGCUUUUGGCCUGCCUAGGCCCGGUGAGACCUUUCGACUGGGUAAAGCUGGAAGCUUGACACCACCACCGGAGCAAGUACACAUGCAGAAUACCGGAACCUUGCAAAGUCUGGAAACGCAGCUGCCUCCGAAAUCGUUUGUAAGUCCUGGAAAGGCUUACGUCUCUGGGCCAAAUGGAGGUCCAUUGGCUGUUGGGCCUUCGCCUUUCAGUGACUUUCAGCUGAAACAACUCAAGGCUCAGUGCCUCGUGUUUCUGUCAUUCAGGAACAAAACCGUACCAAAGAAGUCGCAGCUUGUGCUAGCACUGCAAUCUCAACAGGAAAUGCUGAAUGCUGAAGCAGCUAAUGCAGGGCCAUCAACAAUCCAACCGCAAAAGCCUGCAGAUCCUCCUGUUGAGUCCUCUGAGGCUGCUGAGCAGGACUCUAGUGCUGAAGCAGAAAGAGACUCGGAAUCCGGAAGCCUUCCAAGCGCCAAAACUCCGGCUGUUGCCGUCCCUCCUCAAAAUGCAAACAAGGAAGCCGAGUCCGUGAAGAAGCCCAAGGUGAAAAAGAAAUAUCCACCUAUAGAUCCUAAUUUGACACCGGAGGAGAGGAAGGUGCUAAUCAACACGCGGAGGAAAGAAGCCAGGGCGGAGGCCAUGGCCGCCCGAAAGGCGUCAAGAGCCGCGGCUAGCGCUCAGGCGGCAGUAGCGGAGGAGAGUCCCGAUACGUCCGCUCAGGAAGUGGACACUCCUGAAGCUAAGCGAUCAAAGGUUGACACGCAGGUGGAUCAGGUGCCUCGGGAGAAAGAACCGGUUGUCUACGAGAGUCUCAAAAAAGACAUACCAAGGCAGUUUCAGAGUCCAAGUCCAAGUCGGCUAAAAGCUGUGACCAGUACUCCUGAAAAUACUACUGCAGCUGCAACUGUCAUGGAGCAUGAAGAAACGAGGAUGGCAGCCUCGUCUAUCCAACCUUCAACAAUCGCCAAAGAGACGUCAAACUACGUUACUUUACCGAAUGGAGAUCUCAUUCCCAAGAACUACCUGAUAACUUUGCCAAACGGCGAGCGCGUGGAACUUCAAAGGCUAUUGGAGUCGGCGAAAUCCUUUCAGACGUCCCAAACAAACUCGGGCCAAGCCGCAGUUUUAAGUUCGCUCACCAGAGAGAAAGCGCAAGAUCCAGCUUUUGAUGGUGGAACAUCUUCUCCAGCUUUCAAGCUUCAGGACCCGGGACUGCAGCAGGCAAGUCAAGGACAGUUGCAGAGACAUAUAUCAGCUCAAUUGCAAGGACACAUAUCAUCACAGUUGCAAGGACACACCUCGUCACAGUUGCAAGGACAUAUAGUAGCGCAAGCGCAAGGACAUAUAGUAGCGCAAGCGCAAGGACAUAUAGUAGCGCAAGCGCAAGGACACAUGCAGACGCAAGUGCAAGCACAGGUCCAAGCGCAGUUGCAACCUCCGGUUCAACCGCAGUUGCAAGUUCCAAUUCAAACGCAGGUGCAAGCUCCGACUCAAGCACCGUUCUCAGGGCCUGUUCAAACGCAAGUCCAACCUCAGAUUCAACCACAGGCGCAAGCGCCGAUUCAGGCACAGAUGCAAGCACCGGGGCAAGGACAGAUGCAGCUCUUAAACAAUGGCGUGACAGAAGUUACAACUUCCCGACCAGCAACGGCUGAGCAGGCUGAAGACUUGUUACCGGGAGAGACUCCUGUUUAUUCUAGCAAGCCACAGUACAGCACCAUCGAUAAGUGGUCAAUAGACGAACGGAGAAAGAAGUUUAUGGCGGAUCAAGUGUGGGUACAGAAGCAGAGGAAGACUGAAGAGAACAUCGGAACACGUUUUAAUGAGCUUAAGGCAAUUGUAAGCUCGUCUGAUGACUCGUCAUCCAAAACAAAAAGUGUUAUUGAGCUCAAGAAGCUUCAACUUCUUCAACUUCAGCGGAAAUUGCGAAGGGAAGUUUUACACGAUUUUUUCAAAGCUAUUGCCCCAGAAAUGGCUCAAUUGCGAGGUAUGAAGAAGAAUCGUCCCUUGAGGCGUCUCAAACAGUUGGAACGCUUGGAGCAAAAGCAAAGAGAGGAGAGAUCUCGACGAAUUAAAGAUAGGCAAAGAGAGUUUUUCAAGGACAUUGAACUUCAACGAGACAAGCUGGAGGACUGGAACAAGGCAAAGAGAGAGCGCUGGAAAAGCUUUAACCGCUAUGUGCGGGAUACUCAUAAGAGGAAGGAUAAAGUCCAUCGGGAGAAGCUUGAUAAAAUACAGCGUGAGAAGAUUAACCUUUUGAAGAACAAUGACGUGGAAGGCUAUCUUCGAAUGAUAAAGGAUGCAAAAUCUGAUCGAGUUGAACAACUGUUACGAGAAACCGAGUCUUAUCUAGAAAAGCUUGGAACAAAACUCCAGGAGCAAAAGAAAGAGAUCGGCAGAUCGGACAGCGACCUUUUCAAUCAGUUCUCUGUCAUGACUAAGAAAGAACAGUCGUACGACCAAGCUGAGCACUAUCUGGAAAGCAACGAAAAGUAUUACUUACUCGCUCAUAGCGUGAAAGAAAGCAUUCCGUCCCAGCCUGCGAGCCUCCAUGGUGGCACACUUCGAGAAUAUCAAAUGAAUGGGUUGCGAUGGCUGGUAUCACUGUAUAACAAUCAUUUGAACGGUAUGCUUGCGGACGAGAUGGGUUUAGGAAAAACAGUUCAGGUGAUUGCUUUGAUAUGCUAUUUGAUCGAGGCCAAACACGAUCGAGGUCCUUUCCUAGUCGUUGUACCUUCAUCGGUGUUACCAAAUUGGAUGUCAGAAAUUACCCGAUGGGCUCCCAAUGUUAUAAAACUUGCAUAUACUGGUACUCCUGAUGAGCGACGUCGGCUGUUCAAGGAACAUAUUGUCCAGCAACAAUUCAAUAUUCUUGUGACAACAUAUGAGUAUUUGAUGAAUAAGAACGAUAGACCAAAAUUGAGUAAGAUACGUUGGCAUUACAUUAUAAUUGACGAAGGUCAUCGGAUAAAAAAUGCAUCUUGCAAACUGAAUGCUGAACUGAAGCAUUAUCAGAGCAACAAUAGGCUUUUGCUGACUGGCACACCUAUUCAGAACAAUCUCGACGAGUUAUGGGCGCUGCUUAAUUUUCUACUUCCCAGCAUCUUUAACUCUUCGGAAGACUUCGCGCAGUGGUUCAAUAAGCCAUUUGAAAGUGUUGCAGACAACGGAGACACUGAGGCGCUGCUGACGGAGGAAGAAAACCUGCUUAUUAUCAACCGCUUACAUCAAGUGCUGCGUCCAUUUGUAUUGCGAAGAUUGAAACAUAAGGUUGAGUAUGAACUUCCCGAAAAGAUUGAACGCUUGGUUCGCUGCGAGGCUUCUGCUUAUCAGAGGCUCCUGAUGAAACGUGUAAAAGAAAAAAUGGGAGGAAUUGGUCAUGCAAAGGUUCGAUCAGUGCAAAACACGGUAAUGGAACUUCGAAACAUAUGUAAUCAUCCUUACCUUAGCCAUGUCCAUACGGAAGAGGCCGAAAGCUUGUUACCUUCUCAUUAUCUUCCUACUGUUAUUCGUCUUUGCGGGAAGCUGGAGAUGCUUGACAGAAUUCUUCCGAAACUAAAAAAAUCGAACCACAGGGUGCUUCUUUUUUCUACCAUGACGAGACUGCUUAACGUUCUCGAAGAUUACCUUACAUGGAAGGGUUAUAAGUACUUACGGCUUGAUGGUCAUACUAUGGGAAGUGAACGUGGAUCACUUAUCGACAGAUUUAAUGCACCUGACUCUGAUGCGUUCUUGUUCCUUUUGAGUAUCCGAGCAGGCGGCAUAGGUGUGAACUUGCAGGCUGCUGACACUGUUAUUAUUUUUGAUACUGACUGGAAUCCACAAGUGGACCUUCAAGCUCAAGCAAGGGCUCACCGAAUCGGCCAAAAGCGUGAUGUUCUAGUUCUGCGCCUUGAAACGGUGAACACAAUUGAAGAGCAAGUAAGGGCGUCUGCAGAACACAAGCUUGGUGUCGCCAAUCAAAGCAUUACUGCAGGAUUCUUUGAUAACAAUACCAGUGCUGAAGACAGGAGAGAAUACCUGGAAUCUCUUCUAAGGGAGUCCAAAAAGGAAGAAGUCGCUGCGGUUCCGGACGACGAUGCUCUGAAUUAUCUUUUGGCACGCAGCGACGAUGAAAUCGACGUUUUUGAAUCUGUCGAUCGAGAAAGACGUGCCGAAGAAGAAAUCAUAUGGCGAACAAUGAACAAUUGCGAAGAUGGCGAUGAGCAUCCAGAAAUGCCUCCACGUUUGCUCGGAGAAUCAGAGUUGAAGCCUGUUAUGUCGAUUAUUCACAAGGCUGAUGCAAAAAGAAAAAAAACAGCUAGCUCGUUGGAUACUCAGCACUAUGGCAGAGGAAAGCGGACUCGCGAGAUACGUUCGUAUGGAGAUCAAUUAAGUGAGCAGGAGUUCGAACAGUUGUGCAGAGCGGAGUCGCCAGAACACGAGAAAAAACCAGAAGUUGUUGUAGGCACCAGGCCUCGCAGAAAAGGCAAAGCCAGUGUCAGCGCAGAUGAUGAGAAAGAUGUGACAUACGUUGAAGAAGUAGAGGUAGUAGAGGAACCACCAGUUAAAAGAGGUCGUGGUAGACCAAGAAAAAAUCCGGAAGCAGUUCAGCCACCACGAGGCAAGGCGCAUGCAGCAGCUGAGAAAGAAGAGCCUAUAAACCUGGACACUCUUAAGUUGAGAACGGACACUUCACAAGCACCAGAGACAACCUUUAAGCGUUUAAAGAAAGCUGUACAAGGAGAAGCCAAGAAAACUGAAACAGAAACCAAAUCAGAACUAAAGAAAAGGAAAGUUUCACCCGUGGUCGAAGAGAAAGAAGAUGAUGAAGAAACUACGACAGAUGCUAAAGCACGGUCUGAAACUGGUAGCAAAACGUUCGCCAUUUUACGAGCAGCUGAUGAUGUCAAAGUAGCGCGGACUGGGAUAGAAAUUAUCACUCCGGCAGUGAAGGUUGCUGGAACUGAAGAUCUCACCAAGAGGCAGAAAAGUAAACUUGAUGACAAGUCUGCGAAUACAUCAAGCCCCGACAGUGAACCUGAAGAACCAGAUUCUUCAAAGUCUGACAAAGAAACGGACAACAUCGCACGCGAUGAAAUUCGUACUACAGCUGGUGAGAUCGUCGAAAGUAUUGAUGCUGCGCCAACUUUGCAGAACAACGAUAGCGAGAUCAGUAGGUUUCUGGAAUGUGACACAGAAACGCAGAAGCCUCAGGGUGGUGAAGUUGCUGGUUGCGAGCAAGGCGCCACAAAAAAUGACAGUGCUGAGAUUCUCAGAGAGAAUUUACCAUCGGAAUCUAUGGAUGAGCAACCGAAAGACUCUGUCCCUGAAAUCCAAAACGUCACUGGCAAAGAAAACGAAAUAGUAUGUGCGACUGACGUUGCGGAUCAUGCAAACGAAGACCCUGGAAACGGUGAUGGAAGUGCUGGAAGCGAUUCUGGGGAUAAUUCUGCUCUUGACGUUUCAAAGGCUAUGGAAGACAAAUCUUCUAGUGUCGCAAGCCAUUCCGGAGAGUCUGGGCAUGGUCCUGAUGCUGACGACAAACUUCCUGACGCCUCGGAGGGUGUUUCAGAUAGUAAGCAUUUUGCUGCUAGUGCGGACGCUGGGCAGGUCGAUAGUGAAACGGAUAGGAAUAUCCAGGAUGGGAUUGAUAUGGGCAGGACCAUUUCCCAAGAAAAGUCUCGAAGUCCAGGAGUUGCCGUUGACAAGAAAGGUGAACCACCUUCACUUAGCGAUAAACUUCCGUCCGAAAACGUCGAAUCAGAAGACCGUGAAGCUGAGCACAUGCAUGGAGAUCUGGCUACUGGAUUAACUCUUGAAGGGAGUGAUGAACCUGUGGGCAUUUUAAGCUCAAUCAAUGAACCACCUUCACCCAGCGAUAAACUUGAGAGCGCACUAUUUCCUGCUGCCGCAGAAUGCAAGGAACCCGAAUCGGACGAGCUUGAACCAGAGCACAAUCUCCAAAUGCAUGAAGAGUUGGAUAGGGGAUUGACUCUUGAAGAGGGUGGUGAACCUCCGGGUGUUGUUACUGAACCAGCUUUCCCCAGCGAUAAACUUGACAGCAAGAAAACUGAUUCAGACGAGCGUGAAGCAGAGAACUAUGAGGACCAGCUGCAAACGCAUGCAGAUGUCGAUAAUGGAUUGGCUAUUGAAGCGAGUGAUGAUGUCGGUGUUUUAAGCGUAAAAAUGGAAACUCCAGCUACCCAAGACGAUAGCUCUGAGACUUUUCCUGCACACGAGAAGGAAAUUGAUCCCCAAAAGGAAAAUGAAGGGAAUUAUUUCCCGCGGCUUGAUACUCCUGAAAUAUGUCUCGAACGUAAUGAUACGGGCAGCGCUAAACUUCAGACUUUGCAUUCGACUUCGACAUUUAUUACGGCAGAAUCGACAGAGGUUGGAAAGGUCGCCUUAUCAAGGGAAGGUAUUAUCAAGAUGCUACCCGAUAACUCUUUACCAAUUGAAAUUCAAUCCCCAACACGUUUUACGGACACUGAAAUAUCCGAGAACCAUGGGAAUGAAAGGGCUACUGAUGUACUUCAAGCUGACAAAGACAUGGAAAAUGAGAAUGUCCCUGAACCGGCAAGUUAUGAAAUUGGCUCUAGGCUGGAUGAUGGCAGUAGACGUUGUCUUUUUCUGCGUGAGGUCAAGGCUGAGGAAACUUCUACACCCGAAGGAUCUGACAAAAAUGGUGACGACAGGAUUCCUGAGAAUGAACAGGCAGGCAAAAGUUUACAUGCAUCGCCUCUUGCGAUUGAUGGAUCAGGGGACGUCGAAAUGGCCGAUGCUCGUGGUGAAGAUGUAGCAGAUGCUAAUGUGGAGGAAGGAAAUGCCGAACGUGUCAUUAUGGAGGACGCAGAAAUCAAUCUUCUCGAUUCUCCCUCAAGCUUUAAACCUGAAGUUGCAGCUGGAGCUGAUCUUGACGAAGUUGAAGGCCCAAAGGCAGGACAAGAUGACGGAAAAUCGAGUGAUGACGUCGAAGGCUUGACGGCAGAAAGAGCUGACGGAGUAACUGAAGGCUCACAACAGGAAAGAGCUGGUGGAGUGAAAUCAAGAACUGAUUCAGAUGAGGUUGAAGGCUCGAAGACGGAAAGAGUUGACGGCGUGGAAUGGGACAUCGGCACUGGUGUCAAACACACUGGUGAGGACGCGGAAACGAUCUUUGGGAUUAUCGAAGCUCCAGAGAACGAUUUUUCUUGUAGGAUUUCGGUAGACAAGGCUGGCCCAGAUAGUCCUGAAGAGUGUUCUCCCAAAGAGACGCUUACGGCUAAGGCAGUUGCGGAACCGAAUGAAAAGCCAAAUAAUACUUCUUCGGCCAGUAAAUCUCACAUUGGCCACGAGGAUGAAGCAUUUUUGUACGCUAUCAAUGAUAGUGAAAUUGGCACUCGGGAGGACAAGUCACCAGAAGUACCCGUCGAACCUGACGAAAACACGACUGUUGAUAGUAAAGAUCGUUUGGAAGACAAUCCGGAUGUGGUCUUAGAGGAUGCGACUACUCUGACGCCUCAUGAAACCCCGGCUAGUGAGCACAUGAAAUCACCUCCAUGCGACGCCGAAUGUGAGGGGCUUAGUUUGACGGAGCCUGAGAAUGAAGUUGGUAAAGCCAUCGAGAAAACCAACGAAAUGGACGAAGAUGAUUUGGUUGACAGUGGUAUGUUGACCGUCGGAACUGCUGAAGUAACUAUUCAAGCCACGGAAUCGAGCACCGUCGAAGGAACAAGUGAACAAGUGACUGAAAUUGUCACUGUCGUUAAGACUGCAGAAGAUACUGCCGUCGAAAUGGAAGUUCAAACCUUGGAGCAUGCAACCGUUGAUAUUCAAACGACAGAGGUUUCACCUGAAGCCUCAGAAGCUCAAAACAAUCAAACGGACGUCAUUCUUGAAGUGGUGACAGCGCCUCGCUUAACAGAAGUGGCUUCUGGUUCUUCUGAAAGGUUUCUUUCUCCUCCUCCUGAAGUAUCAGAUAUUCCAGCACCGCAUGCAGAAGGCACAGAAGAGACUACAGAAGUCAUUGCCGUCAAAAAGGAAGUUGAAACCAUGGAGCAUACUACCGUUGAUAUUCAAACAACAGAGGUUUCACCUGAAGCCUCGGAAGCUGAAAACAAUCAAACGGAGGUCAUUCAUGAAGUGGUGACAGCGUCUCACGUAAUAGAAGUGGCUUCUGGUUCUGAAAGGUUUCUUUCUCAUCCUGAAGUAUCAGAUACUCCAGCACCACAUGCAGAAGGCGCAGAAGAGACUACAGAAGUUACUGCCUCCGAAAUGGAAGUUGAAACCAUGGAGCAUGCUACCGUUGAUAUUCAAACAACAGAGGUUUUACCAGAACCUGAAAACAAUCAAAUAGAGGUCAUUCGUGAAGUGGUUCACAUAACAGAAGUGGCUUCUGGUUUUUCUGAAAGGUUUCUUUCUCAUCCUGAAGUAUCAGAUACUCCAGCACCACAUGCAGAAGGCACAGAAGAGACUACAAAAGUUACUGCCUUCGAAAUGGAAGUUGAAACCAUGGAGCAUGCUACCGUUGAUAUUCAAACAACAGUGGUUUUACCAGAAGCUGAACACAAUCAAACGGAGGUCAUUCGUGAAGUGGUUCACAUAACAGAAGUGGCUUCUGGUUUUUCUGAAAGGUUUCUUUCUCCUCCUGAAGUAUCAGAUACUCCAGCACCACAUGCAGAAGGUACAGAAGAGACUACAGAAGUUUCUGUCUCCGAAAUGGAAGUUGAAACCAUGGAGCAUGCUACCGUUGAUAUUCAAACAACAGAGGUUUUACCAGAAGCUGAAAACAAUCAAACGGAGGUCAUUCGUGAAGUGGUGACAGCGCCUCACAUAACAGAAGUGGCUUCUGGUUCUUCUGAAAGGUUUCUUUCACUUCCUGAAGUAUUAGAUACUCCAGCACCACAUGCAGAAGGCACAAAACAGACUACAGAAGUUACUGCUGUCGAAAAGGAAGCUGAAACCAUGGAGCAUGCUACCGUUGAUAUUCAAACAGAAGUUUCACCUGAAGCCUCAGAAGCUGAAAACAAUCAAACGGAAGUAGUGACAGCAUCUCACGUAACAGAAGUGGCUUCUAGUUCUUCUGAAAGGUAUCUUUCUCCCCCUGAAGUAUCAGAUACUAAAAUUGUCCAUAUCACUCCCACUGAAACCUCGGAGAGGGAGGCUGGUCCUCAGGAUGAGAUCGCUGAAAGCAAUGCAGGGUGCUUUGAAACUAGUCAUCAUGAGUCUCCAACACGCACCGAAAGUCUGGAACAAGGUGUCGAUACCGAGGAUAGUUCGAAGGGUGGGGAUUCAAAGAGUGAUGUUGGGGGAAAGGAAGGUGGCCAUGGUGAAGCCACAGAGAUUGUUUUCCAGGAAGUGAAAUCUCCCAGGACGGACACAGCUUCACUGGAAGGAUCAAGUCCUACAGCCUGCAAACGUACGGAAAGUCUGGAACAAGGUGUUGAUGCCGAGGACAGUGGUGAGGGGAAUAGUAGUGGGAUCUCUUAGGACGGACACAACUUCACUGGAAGGAUCAAGUCCCACAGCCUGCAAGCUUGCCGAAAGUCUAGAACAAGGUGACCAUAAGGAGGACCGAGGGGAUAAGGAAGCUGGGGUUGUUUACCUGAAUCCUUGGACGUCGUGGAGGCUGUUCCACCACAAAAUAUAGGUGGAAUGGACGAAGCUGGCAGUCCAGUAGGCGGUGGAAUUGGGAGCACAGGGGAGAGAAACAUAGAAGAAAGCUCAAGGGACCAAGUUGAGAAGACUGAAACAGUACCAAAGGAGCAAUGAGAUUACUAUGUAUAUAGUUCUGUUCUAACAUUCCAUAAAGAUUUCUCUUCAGUAUUAUUA